Messenger RNA from Neopsephotus bourkii (Bourke's parrot), 2766 nucleotides. RefSeq names its product RUN and FYVE domain containing 2 (gene RUFY2). The transcript has 13 exons. Gene Ontology annotation, molecular function: metal ion binding. The coding region runs from base 19 to 1458 and encodes 479 amino acids. Gene Ontology annotation, cellular component: cytoplasm. Lineage: Eukaryota; Metazoa; Chordata; Aves; Psittaciformes; Psittacidae. The record is from RefSeq and is a predicted model, not a curated record.
ACGUCAGAGGUAGCGGCUAUGAGCUGCGCUGCGGCGGUGCCCGCACAGGCAGAAAAUGGCUUUUGCAGCGGGAACUGGGGCUGGGGACGGCCCGCGGCCUCAGGGCUUGGCGGCGGGGGCGGCCUCCGGCCCUGCAGUACGUCAGCCGCUGUAAAGGAUCCUACAGCUGUAGAAAGAGCAAAUUUAUUGAACAUGGCUAAAUUGAGUAUCAAAGGACUCAUUGAAUCAGCUUUGAGCUUUGGCCGAACUCUGGAUUCUGACUACCCACCUUUGCAGCAGUUCUUUGUUGUCAUGGAACACUGCCUGAAGCAUGGUCUUAAAGUAAGAAAAUCCUUUCUAAGUUACAAUAAAACCAUCUGGGGUCCUCUGGAACUUGUGGAGAAAUUAUAUCCAGAAGCUGAGGAAAUAGCAGCAAGUGUCAGAGACUUGCCUGGCCUUAAAACACCACUGGGCCGUGCCCGGGCCUGGUUACGGUUAGCACUAAUGCAGAAGAAAAUGGCUGACUAUCUUCGCUGUUUGAUCAUUCAGAGAGAUCUUCUCAGUGAAUUUUAUGAGUAUCAUGCACUAAUGAUGGAGGAAGAAGGAGCAGUUAUUGUUGGGCUGUUAGUUGGGUUGAAUGUAAUAGAUGCUAACCUGUGUGUGAAGGGAGAAGACCUAGAUUCACAGGUUGGGGUGAUUGAUUUCUCUGUGUAUUUAAAGAGUGAUGAUGACAUUGGAGGUAAGGAAAGGAAUGUACAGAUUGCUUCAAUUUUGGACCAAAAGAAUUACGUUGAAGAACUAAACAGACAAUUGAAUAGCACAGUUAGCAGUCUACAUGCGAGAGUUGAUUCACUAGAGAAAUCAAACACUAAACUGAUUGAAGAGUUAGCAAUAGCCAAAAACAAUAUAAUUAAACUCCAGGAAGAAAAUCAUCAUUUAAGGAGUGAAAAUACUCUUAUUUUAAUGAAAACACAGCAUCAUCUAGAGGCAACUAAAGUGGAUGUUGAAGCAGAACUUCAGACAUACAAACACUCCAGGCAGGGUUUAGAUGAAAUGUACAAUGAAGCACGUAGACAGCUUCGAGAAGAAUCACAACUUCGACAAGAUAUGGAGAAUGAGCUAGUGGUUCAAGUUAGUAUGAAGCAUGAGAUAGAACUUGCCAUGAAGUUGCUGGAGAAGGACAUCCAUGAGAAGCAGGAUACCCUCAUAGGCCUUCGACAGCAGCUUGAUGAAGUUAAAGCAAUUAACAUGGAAAUGUAUCAAAAGCUGCAGGUUUCUGAAGAUGCUAUGAAGGAAAAGAAUGAAAUAAUUGGUCGAUUAGAGGAGAAGACUAAUCAAAUUAAUGCAACUAUGAAACAACUAGAACAAAGUGACAAAGAUCUGUUAACUCAAACUAGGACUAUUGCAAUGUCAUUCGUCAAAUGUGCCAGCAAUGAAGCUCAGCACCAGUAUAAACUUGUCAAAGACAUAUCAUUCUGAAAGCUCCUCCAGAUCUGUUGCGUUUAAAUAAUCACUGAUAAUAAUAUAACUUAAGAAUUUUAAAAUUACAACUUUAAAUAUAAAGUGCUAUUAGAAAUCCUGCACUGUAGCUGAUCGUAACUGGGUUCUAUUUUGUUUUCUGAAAGAACAUCAUCUCCAAUCUCACUUUAGCCCUCUUAGCAAAAAAAAAAAAAAAAGUAACCUACUGCACUGUUAUUGAGCAAAUGUAAGCUAGUUUUCUAAUGCUAUUUAAUCACUUCUUAAUUGUCAAACCAAGUUUAUUUUAAAAGGUUAGCUAUCUUUGUACGCUUUUAUGACAUUUGUUUCCGAUUAGUGGGUUUUCCUAUUCUUUAUGGUACUAACAGAUUUUAAAGUUAGCCCUUCUGAAUAAUAUAUAUCCCUUCCCCCCCUGCUUAUUUCUUUCACUGUAAGGCUGUAUUUAUCCCAAAAGCAUGCUCCUUGUUGUGUUUUGUUUUUUUUGUUUUUCCUUUGCUUGUACCUAGCACUGUUUUCUUAAAGAGUGACAGGAGUUUGGGGGAAGGGGGUUGAGUGCUAUAUCAGAAUGCUAUAUUUAGAAAAAGAGGGUGGUGUCAACAUAUAUAUUCAUUAUAUACAGUGGAGGAAUUACAGGAUUUGGGGAUAAAACAGCCAAAGAUGUGGGGUAAAAUAUUUUCAUGGAGUUAAAAUGUGUUUGGAGCCUGGACUUGGCUCUAGGCAGGAAGGGCAGCGUGAUCUAGUAAAUUCUGUAGUUCUGAUUCCUGCCUAGAACAGCUGGAGCAUGAUAGCUACAGUAGAAGUUUUAGUAAUAAAUAGCAUUUUCAUUUAGGGCCCAGAUCCUCAACUUGUCUAACUUGCUUGUCAUCUAAGGAUCUUGCCCAUCUGUGGCUAUAUUUACACUGUAAUCAUAACCUGUGGUUUUGCCCAACCGCUUUUCCUUCUCUCCGUCCAUCAUUAGGCAGUCUUCACAGCUUAUUUCUGCUUUGAGAUUCUACUUGCCUGCACUGCAGAAAUACAGUUAUAGCUGCUGGCUGCCUUUGAUGCACUUCCCAGUGUUUGCUCUGAAGUGUGGAAGGGAAGUUGACUGGGAAAAGUCUUAGGGUCUUUCAGAAAGAAGGGGAUGUGUUUGCAAAAGCUGUGGCAGGGCACAGCAGUUCAGAAAGGGUUUCUACUCCAUGAUUACAUACUGCCUCAUUCCUUGGUUGGGUAGCAGAAGGAGCCUUUAACAUGGGCUGGCUACUAAAACAUAAGUAUCUCCAAUCCUCAAGAAAACACAAACCAGAAACGCUGAAUAGAACAACAGGUAGACCA